AUGUCGUCUAAUUCCCAUGCACAUAUCUACCUCAUUACCAUUAUAAUCUGUGUCCUCCCGAUUAUUAAACUCGUCCACACCACUCCAAGUGAUGUCGAGUGCCUCCGAGCUGUAAAGUCCUCUCUUCAAGACCCGUCAAACCAUUUGGACACUUGGAAUUUCGAAAACGGGACAAACGCAUCGAUUUGCAGAUUCAACGGUAUCGAGUGCUGGCACGAAGAUGACAAUAGGGUCCUCAACGUAAAACUCUCCGGAAUGGGCCUCCGGGGCGAUUUCCCAUUGGGCUUCGGUAAUUGUUCGUCCAUGACAGGACUCGACCUGUCGAGCAACGAGCUCCACGGACAGAUCCCGGUUAAUAUUUCUUACAUCAUCGGUUAUGUCACCUCACUCGACCUCUCGUCCAAUCAGUUCUCCGGGCAGAUUCCUGAAAAUCUUGCAAACUGCACUUACCUCAACACACUCAAUCUCGAGAACAACCGGUUGACCGGUCAAAUACCGAUGCGGAUCGGUCAGCUCAGCCGGUUGACGACGUUCUCAGUGGCGAGGAAUCGGUUGACUGGGCCCGUGCCCAACUUCUGGAAUGCUACCUUUGGGCCCAAUAGCUACGAGGGUAAUUCUGGCCUUUGUGGAGGGAGUGGGCUGAGGAGUUGCCCGGGCUCGCCGGUGAAGGAUCGGAAUCCGGCAAUUAUUGGGGGAGCAGUUGGUGGGGUGGCCGUUGGGGCCGUGUGUGUGUUUGUUGGAAUGUACGUUUAUUUGUCAAGGAAGAAGAAGAAGGAAGAGGACCCUCUUGGGAAUAAAUGGGCCAAGAGUAUCAAAGGCGCAAAACACGUCAAGCUGUCGAUGUUUGAGAAAUCGGUCUCGAAAAUGAGUCUGAACGACCUCAUGAAGGCGACUAAUGACUUCAGCAACGAGAACAUAAUCGGGUCGGGUCGAACCGGGACAAUGUACAAGGCCAUCCUUCAAGACGGGAUUUGCCUCGCGGUCAAACGCCUUCAGGACACCCAACACUCGGAGAAAGAGUUUGUGUCCGAAAUGACAACCUUAGGGAACGUGAAGCAUCGCAACCUAGUCCCGCUCGUCGGCUAUUGUCUGACCAAAAAGGAAAGAUUCCUCGUUUACCGUUACAUGCCAAACGGCACCCUUCACGAUCGGCUCCAUAAUCUUGACGAAAAGGGCCACCAAGUCAUGGACUGGCCCACACGGCUAAAAAUCGCCACUCGAGCCGCCAAGGGGAUCGCGUGGCUCCACCAUAGCUGCAACCCGCGCAUACUCCACCGAAACAUCAGCUCGAAAUGCAUUCUGCUCGACUCGGAUUUCGAGCCCAAGAUUUCCGAUUUCGGGCUGGCCCGUCUAAUGAACCCGGUCGACACCCACUUGAGCACGUUCGUCAACGGCGAGUUCGGGGAUUUGGGCUACGUGGCGCCCGAGUAUGCGCGAACCCUCGUCGCCACUCCGAAAGGUGACGUGUACAGUUUUGGGGUCGUGCUCUUGGAGCUGGUCACUGGCGAGAGGCCGACUCAUGUGGGCAGGGCCCACGAGGGAUUUAGAGGGAGCCUGGCCGAGUGGGUAUUGGGCCUUUCGGGCGAGUCAAGGCUGCGGGACUCGAUCGACGGGUGUUUGGUGGGGAAAGGUUUUGACGGCGAGCUUUUUCAGUUUCUGAAGGUUGCGUGCAGGUGUGUUGGGCCGGGCCAUAAGGAGAGGCCCACUAUGUUCGAGGUUUACCAGUUGCUGAGGGCGGUGGGAGAAAGGUACGAUUUCACGACCGAGGAUGAGAUAUUAUUGGUGCCGGAGAAUGAUGAUGAUGACGAGAAGCUCGUGGAGCUUAUUGUCCGCGCGUGA
This is a messenger RNA of Striga hermonthica, 1839 nucleotides long. The record is from the annotation of a GenBank genome assembly. NCBI's taxonomy places the organism in Eukaryota, Viridiplantae, Streptophyta, Magnoliopsida, Lamiales, Orobanchaceae.